Messenger RNA from Erpetoichthys calabaricus (reedfish), 8527 nucleotides. Its product is annotated as WD repeat-containing protein 26. Bases 423 to 2252 code for a protein of 609 amino acids. Gene Ontology annotation, molecular function: protein binding. The transcript has 14 exons. NCBI's taxonomy places the organism in Eukaryota, Metazoa, Chordata, Cladistia, Polypteriformes, Polypteridae. Gene Ontology annotation, biological process: proteasome-mediated ubiquitin-dependent protein catabolic process. Gene Ontology annotation, cellular component: GID complex. The record is from RefSeq and is a predicted model, not a curated record.
UCCGGUGACGUCACCGAGUCUGGACUCCAUUAGGGGCUGCAGUUGAUAGAAGAGAAACAACAAGAUAGAAGGAGAUAGGAGUGAGACAGGGUGUCUUCAGCCGGGUUGCGAGCGCCGAGUCCCGGGAGUUGACAUUAGAUUUUUCACCCCCGGGCCUCACCGGCUUCUAACCACGGCCGCUCUCGGCGAGGAAACUCUGGCCUCCGCUUCCUCCUCCUCCGACUCGGACACCGGCGGAGCGUCGCCGCCCCCCGCGGAAGAAACACCGAGCCUCGGCGGCGGAGGGAGCAGGAGAGCCCGGGGCUUCUACAGGCACAGCGGGCCUCUCUGCGGUUGUGUUGGGACUUGCGGCUUCUUCGCAUCCUCCGGCUACGUCUGCCUUUCACAUCAACAGAAAUCUUGUCAAUAAUAACAGUAACAACAUGCAAGCCAACGGGGCAGGACAGGGACAGAACCAGGAGGUUUCCUGCCUCUCUGCUGCUCAGAAUGGGGAGUCGUCCUCCGCCGUGGAGGCUCAUUCUAACGGGCUGAUGUCUAGUAAUAACGGGAAUAUUGUCAGUAGUAAUAACGGGGCUCUGACUGGGGUUCCUCUUGGUCCCCCUGCCUCGACUGCCGCCGCGGCUUCAGGCACUGAGCUGGGGGCCACGAUGAAGAAAAAGAAAAGACUUUCUCAGUCUGAGGAAGAUGUCAUUAGACUGAUAGGGCAGCAUCUUCAUGGUUUAGGGCUUAACCAAACAGUUGAUCUGUUAAUGCAAGAGUCGGGAUGUCGUUUGGAGCACCCUGCUGCCACAAAAUUCCGCAACCACGUCAUGGAGGGGGAGUGGGACAAGGCUGAAAAUGACCUGAAUGAGCUGAAGUCACUGAUGCAUUCUCCUAAUGCUGUUGUGAGAAUGAAAUUCUUGCUGCUACAGCAAAAAUAUUUGGAAUAUUUGGAAGAUGGAAAAGUACUUGAAGCACUGCAGGUUCUCAGAGGAGAGCUUACUCCACUGAAAUACAACACAGACCGUAUCCAUAUCCUCAGCGGUUAUCUGAUGUGUAGCCAUGCUGAAGAUCUCCGUGUAAAGGCAGAAUGGGAAGGAAAGGGAGUAGCUUCAAGGUCCAAACUUUUGGAUAAGCUACAAACAUACCUGCCUCCUUCUGUUAUGUUGCCUCCUCGGCGUUUACAGACAUUGCUGCGGCAAGCAGUAGAACUGCAGCGAGACCGGUGCCUAUAUCAUAAUACCAAGCUUGAUGGAAGCCUGGACUCUGUCUCAUUGUUGAUUGACCAUGUUUGUAGCAGGAAACAGUUCCCUUGUUAUACCCAGCAAAUCCUGACUGAACAUUGCAAUGAGGUUUGGUUCUGCAAAUUUUCUAAUGAUGGCACAAAAUUAGCAACGGGAUCAAAAGACACUACUGUUAUUAUUUGGCAAGUAGAUGCGUUACAGGAAACUCACCAGCUAAAACUUCUAAAAACUUUAGAAGGACAUGCUUAUGGUGUGUCUUACUUAGCAUGGAGUCCAGAUGAUAAUUAUCUUAUAGCCUGUGGUCCUGAUGAUUGCUCUGAGCUAUGGCUUUGGAAUGUGCAAACUGGCGAGCUUCGGACGAAAAUGAGUCAGUCUCAUGAAGACAGUCUAACCAGUGUGGCCUGGAACCCAGAUGGGAAACGUUUUGUCACUGGGGGGCAGAGGGGACAGUUUUACCAAUGUGAUCUAGAUGGUAAUCUACUAGACUCAUGGGAAGGUGUGAGAGUUCAGUGUCUCUGGUGCUUGACUGAUGGCAAAACUGUUUUGGCUUCUGACACACAUCAGCGAAUAAGAGGCUAUAAUUUUGAAGACUUAACUGAUAGAAACAUAAUACAAGAAGAUCAUCCUAUAAUGUCAUUCACAGUUUCAAAGAAUGGAAGAUUAGCUUUGUUAAAUGUAGCAACUCAGGGAGUUCACUUAUGGGACUUGCAAGAUCGUGUUUUAGUAAGGAAAUAUCAAGGAGUUACACAAGGCUUUUAUACCAUCCAUUCAUGUUUUGGAGGCCAUAAUGAAGACUUCAUAGCCAGUGGUAGUGAAGAUCAUAAGGUAUAUAUCUGGCACAAGCGUAGUGAAUUACCCAUUGCAGAGCUAACAGGACACACUCGUACCGUGAACUGCGUAAGCUGGAAUCCUCAGGUCCCAGGCAUGAUGGCUAGCGCAUCUGAUGAUGGCACUGUUAGGAUAUGGGGACCAGCACCUUUUGUAGAUGGUCACGAUAUUGAAGAAGACUGCAGUAGCAUGGACAGUUGAUGGUGACUUUGAAGUGGAUGACUCCUUUAAGUAAACAAAAUAAUUGCAUUUUAAAUGGCUCUAAAUUUGGUGUGACACAAUCUUUAUCAAUCAAUGAACAGAAAUCUUUGUCAUUUACCAGUAAGUAAAAUGGAAGAAGAGUUCCAUUUCUAUAAAGCCAAAAUAAGGAGCCAGGCAUCUACCACCUUGCUUCAUAGUACCCAAGUAAAGAAGCACGUUGUUGGAAGACACAUGGACACCAUGUUGAAUUUUCCCCAUUGGUUUGUGAAGAACUAUGCUAUAAUGAGACUAUCCAAUGAACUCUGCAAUGCUUUGUGUUUUUUGUUCUGGUUCCCCUUUCAUCUUUUGUUCAGCAAAUCUUGUCAUAUUUCUGUGUAUCUAGUUUUGAAAUUUUUAUUUAGCAGGUUUAAUAUAUAGAGGUGUGUGCUAUAGGUGGACAAUUACAUCCAGUACAUAAGAGAGCCCUUUUAAUUUUCUGCAUCUUGCUAAAGUUCUAUUCUUUACACCUUUCUUCAUCUCUUAGCCCUCCUUAAUCUAGAAUCUCUACAGCACGGUUCAUGGUUCCAGGGACUUGAUUAGCAAUAAUGAUUGAAUGACAAGAUCACUUAAUGUGACGCUGCAUCAUUAUUGAAAUUCAAGUCAAUUUAAUUGUACAGUAACAAAAUAUGUUGCCAAAUAUAUAGACACUGAUUUAGAUGGUAGUUAAAAUGGGUUGUUUGAAAUUUGGAUGGACUUUGGUUUACCUGUUUAUAUAAUAUCAAGAAAUCCAUACGUUUCUUAUUUUCCCCCUCCCCCAUCUGGCCUAGCAAAAUAUUUAACAGUAAUUUGUUAUUUUUUGUUGCUGGGUAGAUGAAAAUAUAUCCAACAUUUGAAUUUUAAACUUUUUUUGUUCUUUCACAGUUGAUGUUCUAAAUGAAAGACCUUUUAAAAUGACCAUGUUUCUGCUGACAACCGGCUCUGUCACUUUUCUUGAUCUGCAAAGACAUUUUUUCAUGUUCAAAACCAGUCAGGUAGUAGUUACACUCUCAUGGUAAUCAAUAUAGCCUGGAAAUAAAGCAUUAAUAAACAAUAUUACUAAUAUGUGCAUCAUUGACUUUCUUGAGGAUAUAAUUUUAUUAAAACACAGAGGAGCAGUUAAUGUUUUUAUUCACACGUUUAAUUCAGAAUUACAUUUUGAGUGGAAGAAAAAUGUCUUUGUAGUUUUUUCCCCUCUGUUUGAAACUUUAACUCUUACUUUACUUGCAAACAUGCAUUGUUGAAAGAUUCUGUGCUGCCCUUUCUGUGCUGUAUAGCUGCACAAUUCCAUUUUGACAGUUUGGCUUAAAAAAAAAAAAAAAGUUUUAUGGAGACACAAAACCUGUUUUGUUUUUAUUUAUAUUCAAUAAAAUUUAAAGAGAUUUGGUAUCUGUGGCAUAUAGACAAGAUUUGUGCAUAUAUAUUUAGUAUUUAGGUUACUUUUGUGUAUAAUUUUGUUCAUAAUUCUUAGACUGCGGCAUAGAUAACUAGUUCAUUCAAAUCUACUCAGAGCUGCUUACAGUUGCUUUUUUACAGAAAAGGAAUGGGGUUAACAAAUAAUACUUUUAGUCCAGUCUGCACCACUUCAGAUAUAAAAAGAUUUCUUAUUUGAUAACUGAAAUAGCUUUUCACUAGAUGUUUUACUGGUGAAAAGUCAGUGACCUAAAUUUUUUUAAAGUAUAAACAAAUUUUUGCAUAAUUUAAUAAAAAAAAAAAAGUUUUCAUUGGUAGGUUGAGAUUGUACUGUUAGCAUUGAAUGCAAAUUAAAACGAUUCUAAGCAUGGUAGAGUUUUAAAUUUGGGUUGUAUUUUAGCAUAUAUUUUUGUCAUUCUACUUUGAUCAUAAUUUUCCAUUAUAAGAUCAAAAUAUAUUAUGGCAGUAUUUAAUAACUGCUGUUUCAGCAUUUCACAAAGAAUGUUUAUUUCACUGUGCUUUUUCACUUGGCAAAAAUGCUGUUUUGCACAAUAGAAAGGUGAGGUAUUAAGUCUUGAACAAAAGUCAUUGCUUAAAAAGAAAAUUGCUUUGGUAUUAGCAUACAUUACUAAUUUAUAUUUUGUUACUAUAUGUUUUAUUCUAUAUCACUUGUUACUUAAUUUUGAUACCCAGAGAAGUUUGUAAUUAACCAAAAUAAAACUUUUCAUUAGGUACACUAUUUUUUGUGUCUCAAAAUCUGGAAUUAUACAUUUCCUGUAUGCAAAACAAGGUCGUUGUUGGUAUGGCAGAUUCAUAUUUUGUCACUGGGAUCUUAAAACAUUUUAGCAACAUAGUGUUUUUGGUAUUUGGGGGGUGGGGAGGGUAUAAUACCCAUAUAUAACAUUUGGUUAAAGGUCUGGGAGCAAAUUUUUGAAAAAUUCCACAUAAAUCAAUUUAACUAUUUCAACCUCUUUGUAUCAUUUUUAUUGUACCAUGCAUUUUACUUAAUGUUAAUUAGGGUAAAAUUCCUUAGAACUUAAUUUUAUUUCUUAUCAUUGCUGCAGAGCCCACUUUUUAUUUAAAGAAUUUCUAACUGUUUUGUAACAAAGUAACCGAAGGUCCUCUAUUUACAGCUUUGGCAAUAAAUGGCUUUGAAGUGUCAAACUGUUUAAUAGUUCAGAAAUUUUUGCCUAAAGUGUUUUAUGCAAUCUUUUAUUAUUUGUAAAUUUUGCUUUGUAUGAAGAAUGUCAAAGCCUGUGCGUGCGUGUGUGUGUGUGUCUUGUAUGUGCGAGUGUAUUUAUAUAAAUAGAUAUGUUUGUGUGUGUCAUAUUUAUAUAUACGGUAUAUAUACGGUAUAUAUUAUAUGUAAACACAAAUACAACAUAGACUCAUUUAAUGAAACAUUUUAAUUUAUCAAGAAGAAAAAUGCUUGAAAUUAUAAGUUAUGUAUAUUAAUAUAGUACCAAGUGUAGAAAGUAUGUAUAAAAUGAUUAUGAAAAAAACAGAAGAAACAUUCUUUUAUUUCUUUACAAUUACAAUUCAGUUUCUUAUUAAAUUCAGUAUAUGUUGUGUUUUUUAUCUGUAUUUGUCAAUUUAUUAUUCCAUGUAGAAAGCAUCAGUUUAAACUUGCCAGUUGUAGGUCACAUUUUAAUGUAUCUAAGUUAAUUAAUCUGUUGCAUAUAUGGACAUACAGUCAGAAUCAUUGUCAUAAGGAACAGGAUUAUUGCAUAUCUCCCAUGUCUUACAAGCUUAUAACAACACUCAUACGUCAAAUGCUUAUUAUGUAAUUUAUUUUUUUUUUAUCCUUGCAUUAGGUUUGAAUUUAUAGAUUGCUGUUGCCCCAGAAUGGAAGAUUUUACUAUGCUACUUUAGUAAUGAUAGGUUGAAUAUUUUUUUUUUAAAAAACACAGAACUUAACCACAUUAAAGUUUUUUCUUUUAAUUUUUUAAUAUAAAUCCAAUAUAGCACCAUUCUGUGUACAGUAAAAGUUGUGCUACAAUGCUGGAAGCUUAAUUGUGAAGCAGUUGUGAUCAGGUUUGUAGAAGUAAUUAGAAAAACAAAUUAAUGGAUAUAAAGUGAACCAUACUGGUGGGCAGGAGAACAGAACUCCUAAUCCAUGAACCGAGCUGCAGAGGGAAUGGAUUUCCACGACUCUUAGAACUUUAAUUUCUGUCUGUAGAAAUUUUCUAUAAAGGGUUAAUUAAAGUUAAAUAAAGAUUUGGUAUGUAAUGAACUCUUUGUUAUACAAACUGUUUAAAUGUUUAAAAGUGUGUUUUGUUCUGACUGUAUUGUCUGUUUUAUGGAUUUUUGUUACUUUUCAACUUACUUAGAUUUCUUGUUAUAACAUUAAAUUGUAAUUAGCCUUGUCCUGUCCUGUAUAUUAUUUCACCUCAUUUUUUGUUCUACAAGUGACAUUUAACCAAUUUAUAAAAAGUACUUUUGCCCCAGCAUGUUCUUUUUGUUUAAAGAAGUUAUUUUAUUUGUAUAUUACAGUGGCAUGCAAAAGUUUGGGCACCCUUGCUUACAAUGUAUGUUACUGUGAAUAGUUAAAUUAACAGAAGAUGAUCUGAUCAUCAAAGGGCAUAAAGUUAAAAGUGACACAUUUCUUUUCAGCACUUCAUGCAAGAUUAGUGUAUUGUUUCUUUUGUACAGUUGCACAAUGAAAAAGGAAAGUAGCACCAUGAAAAAGUUUUGGCGUGCCUAGAUAUUUCAGGUCCCAUAACUUUUACCAAGUUCUCAGACCUUAACUUGUUCAUUAGGGCUAUGGCUUGUUCACAAUCAUCAUUACGAAAUCCCACUUGAUGGCAAUUGCAAAGCUGUAUAAAUUCUCUGACUCCUCAAACCUUGUCCUAAUCUUCAGCAGUGAUGGGCUCCUCUGAGCAGCUGCCUCACACUCUGAAAAAUAAAAUAAUCGAUGCUCACAAAGUAGGAGGUCUGGAAGACUAAGAAAAUUUUCUGAAACAACUGCUUAUUGGAUUGCUAGAAAGGCAAGUAAAAACCCUGUUUGACUGCAAACGACCUUCUGGAAGAUUUAGCAGACUAUAGAGUGGUGGUUGUGUUGUGCAGCGACACCUGAACAUAUAUGAUCUUCAUGAUAGUCAGCAGAUGAAAACCUUUACUGCAUCCUAGCCACAAAAUUCAGUGCCUGAAGUUUGCAAAUGAACAUCUAAACAAGCCUGAUGCAUUUUGGAAACGGGUCCUUUGGACUGAUGAAGUCAAAAUGGAUCAUUUUGUCCAGAAAGUGCAAUAAAAUGUUUAGAGAAAAAGGGUGCCAAAUUCCCAGAAAGAACACUUCUCCCAACUAUUAAGCAUGGGUGUGGAUCAGUCAUGCUUUGGCUUGUGUUGCAGCCAGUGGCGCAGGGAACAUGUCAUUGGUAGAGGGAAGAAUGUAUUAAAUACCAGCAAAUUUUGGAAGCAAACAUCACACCAUCUGUGAAAAAGUUUUAAGUUAAAAAGGAUGGUUCCAACAACAAGAUAAUGAUACAAAAAACGCACCUUAAAAUCUACAAUGGAAUACCUCGAGUGGGUGCAAGCUGAUUGUUUUGUCAUGGCCCUCACAGUCCCCUGACCUAAACAUUGAAAAUCUGUGGAUAGAUCUCAAAAGAGCAGUGUAUGCAAGACAGCCCAAGAACCUUAUAGAAUUAGAAGCCGUUUGCAAGGAUGAAUGGGCAAAAAAUACCCCAAGUAAGGUUUGAAAGGCUCUUGGCUAGCUACAAAAAGUGUUUACAGACUGUGAUACUUGCCAAAGGAACUAAGUAUUGACCAUGUCUUGUUCCCAGACUUUUGCUUCAGGUCUUUAUUUUUUUUGUUGUUUUGUACCUGUAAGUGAUGGAAAUAAAAAUGUAAUGUUGUUUUAAAUAUUAAAUCAUCUUUAUGCUUUUUGAUAUCAUUUUUUCUUCUAAUGACUUAACUAUUCACAGUAACAGACAUUUAAGGCAAGUGUGCCCAAACAUUUGCAUGCCACUGUAUUUUCUUUUAUGAUGGUGCUAUCUUCGAAGCCAGAAAUACAAGUUAAUAAAAUACUUAAAGCCACUGCACCAUUAAAAAUUACCACAUCAUUUGGAGCAAUUAUCAUUUAUUUCCACAAGAAAACAGAAAAAAAAGUAAAUACUGUUUUCCUGGGUGACAGUGCUGUAGUUAUUUUUGCAGUUAACAAAAUAGCUUGAAAUAGCCUAAACCUGUCUGGUCUAUUAAAGAACUUUACCUGCUUCAUUUAUAUGAUUCUAAAGCAUCUUGUAGAAGCCUACCAGUGGAUAGAUGUGUAUAUAUACAAAUAUAUUUUUUUUCCUAUCUUGGUUCUCGUCUAUUUUGGUAAGUUUCCUUGGCAUUGAAAUCUGCACAUUGACAUUGGAGGUAGCCCUGAAAGUAAGUUAAAGGAGAUUUUUGUUUAAAAUCUUUAAAAUAGAAGUGUUAACUUUUUCUGGGAAGCUUUUAACAACAUAUGCAAAUUUUCCCAUUUUUUGUAUGCCUUUCAUGUACACAUUUAUUUCCACUUCCAGGUUUACCAGUUUGGUGUUUUAUAUCAAUCCAACAUGAGAGGUAUGCAUCUUCUAACUUCUCACUUGGGACACUUGAAGAGCUCUAAUUGCAUUUAAAUGUGUUGUUAAUAUUAUAUGAAAGUGAUUGUAACGUUUUUGUAAUGUUGAUUAGGAGAAGUGUUAUGUUAUUCAUAUUUUAAAUAAAGCAUUCAGGGUUUAAAACAUGAAUAGUCAGUUGGAAAGUAAGAAGGCACAUUACAGUAGAGUUCUGUUGAAAAUGCAGCUUGCACAUCAGUGGGGUAAAUGGUGUAUGCAGUUGUUUACAGUAACCAGUUUGAAUAUAAAAUAAAGUUUGUAAUACAAAAUGAA